GAGAAAAUGGCAGCCGUCUCCACGGCGGAGACGACAGGGCGGGCUUAGGGAGUCGGGACUAGCCCGCGCGCGUCCACCCUCACGCUCCAGUGGCCGCUAGUGUGUUGCCGGCGUGUCCGUCUCGCCCUGCAGUACCGAGGCUGCCGCGGAACCAUGGUUGUGCUCGUGCUCCUGUCCCUGGUGGUGACGGGUGUUUUGGGGGAUGAGUUUAGUAUAUUAAGAUCACCAGGGUCUGUUGUUUUCCGAGAUGGAAAUUGGCCCAUACCUGGAGAGCGAAUCCCGGAUGUGGCUGCAUUGUCCAUGGGCUUCUCUGUGAAAGAAGAUCUUUCUUGGCCUGGACUUGCAGUGGGUAACCUAUUCCAUCGUCCUCGAGCUACUGUUAUGGUGAUGGUGAAGGGAGUGGACAAGCUGGCUCUACCCCCAGGUAGUGUCAUCUCAUACCCUUUGGAGAACGCAGUUCCUUUUAGUCUUGACAGCGUUGCAAAUUCCAUUCAUUCCCUAUUUUCGGAAGAAACUCCUGUAGUUUUGCAGUUGGCUCCCAGUGAGGAAAGAGUGUAUAUGGUGGGGAAGGCAAACUCUGUUUUCGAAGAACUUUCAGUAACGUUACGACAGCUCCAUAAUCGCCUGUUUCAAGAAAACUCUGUUCUCAAUUCACUUCCCCUCAAUUCUCUGAGCAGGAACAAUGAAGUUGACCUACUCUUUCUUUCUGAACUGCAAGUGCUGCACGAUAUUUCAAGUUUGUUGUCUCGACAUAAGCAUCUAGCCAAGGAUCAUUCUCCUGAUUUAUAUUCACUGGAGCUGGCAGGCUUGGAUGAAAUUGGGAAACGUUACGGGGAAGACUCUGAACAGUUCAGAGAUGCUUCUAAGAUUCUUGUUGAUGCACUGCAAAAGUUUGCAGAUGACAUGUACAAUCUUUAUGGUGGGAAUGCAGUGAUAGAAUUAGUGACUAUCAAGUCAUUUGACACGGCCCUUGUGAGGAAGAUGAGGACUAUCCUUGAGGCAAAACCAACGAGCAACCCAGCAAGUCCCUAUAACCUUGCAUAUAAGUAUAAUUUUGAAUAUUCAGUGGUUUUCAACAUGGUACUUUGGAUAAUGAUCGCCUUGGCCUUGGCUGUGAUUAUUACCUCUUACAAUAUUUGGAACAUGGAUCCUGGAUAUGAUAGUAUCAUUUAUAGGAUGACAAACCAGAAGAUUCGAAUGGAUUGAACUUUCCUUAUGCUAGACUUAGAAAACGGGUUUGGAAAUUAACUGUUUUGUUAAAAUAAAUCUUUUAGUGUGGUUUAAAGUAGUUAGUGUAGUGUACUAUAAAUUUACAAGAACAAACAAAUUUUGUUCUCUAUUUUGUGUGUGCCUGUGGCUUUUUUUAGAGUGAAUUAUAGUAUUAAUGUGAAUCAAAUUAUGUGAUAUAGAGUCCAAAUAUGCUCAAAUAUAAUAUAACCAUUAAUAAUAUAAUUUCAUUCCAUUUAAUAUUUGGAAAUAUGCACUGAAAUAAAUGUAAACCAUUUAGAAUGGCUCAUGUUAUUUAUGUUGGAAAAAUGCACUGAAUUUACUAGAGAAACUUAGUGACUGCUUAACUUCCUUAACAAGGGAUUGGUGAAAAUCCUAUUUGGACUGCUGUAUACUGUGAAGCAUUUGUAAGUGUCUUAAUUUGAUGUAAAUAUGUCUUGAAAUGAGAGGAAAGGUUUUUAACCUAGAGCAGCCCUAAAAUAUGGAUGUGCUUACACAAUCGCUUAGUUUUGGAACUGUAUUCUGAUUGACAGAGGAUGGCGAUUAACUCUGCUGCAAGUUUGGUGAUCCAUAUGGUCUGGUGUGGAUUUUAAAAAUGCUACAUUGAUCUAAAAAGAAACUAGCAUUGUGAAGGUAUUGAUGCUUGUAAUUAUACAUACAAAAACAAAUCUUGGGGGGACAUUUUGGGACAUGACUAUAAAAUAUUUUUAUUUCAUUAACUUUUCCCCCUGUGUACGUUUCCAUGGUUUGUGGUACAGCUUCAUUCUAUAGAAUAUUAAGUGGAAGUGGACCAAUGUCUAUAAAGAAUGACAAAUAAAGUUAAUGAUUCUGUAUU
Molecule: messenger RNA, 2062 nt
Organism: Choloepus didactylus (southern two-toed sloth)
Lineage: Eukaryota; Metazoa; Chordata; Mammalia; Pilosa; Megalonychidae
Gene: ATP6AP2
Product: ATPase H+ transporting accessory protein 2
Exons: 9
Coding region: 154-1206 (350 amino acids)
Biological process (GO): positive regulation of Wnt signaling pathway
Cellular component (GO): membrane; external side of plasma membrane
Molecular function (GO): signaling receptor activity
Source: RefSeq, a predicted model, not a curated record